Messenger RNA from Gregarina niphandrodes, 264 nucleotides. Its product is annotated as RNA-directed DNA polymerase. The annotation marks the transcript as partial. Lineage: Eukaryota; Apicomplexa; Conoidasida; Eugregarinorida; Gregarinidae. The record is from RefSeq and is a predicted model, not a curated record. The transcript has a single exon.
AUGGACCGCGUCUUUGAAGGUCUCAUAGGGAACAAUGUCAACGUGUACAUUGACGAUAUUGUCGUGUACGCUGAUGAUUUGGAUACGUUGUUUGAGCGUCUGGACGAGGUGCUCGGGAGGUGCUGCGAGGAAGGUUUGUUUCUUAAGCUGAAGAAGGGUGAAUACGUGAAGCGGGAAGCGAAGCUGUUAGGGUUCAUUGUAAGCGAAGAAGGCAUCAAGCCGGACCCGAAGAAGGUGGCGGACCUGAUGAGAGUGGAAGGUAAC